Molecule: messenger RNA, 846 nt
Organism: Amoebophrya sp. A120
Lineage: Eukaryota; Dinophyceae; Syndiniales; Amoebophryaceae
Source: the annotation of a GenBank genome assembly
CCACCACUCUGGAAAACCAAAAUAAGUACUGACUCCUUUUACAACAACCCAAAGAAUUAUCUUCCUGAUGUUGACCUCCUCCGUUCGCAAUACCCUAAAAAAUAAAAAAAUUGAAAGCGACACCAGCACGAAACGUUUAUACAAAACAUUUUCGUAGCAGCAUAACAUAAACAUACACAUACUAACAUACAUACUAAAAUCCAAGCGACACAACUUUUUACCCCCGUCGGACACGUACAACCGCGAUUGGCCACCACCACCUGUGUGCGGAGAUCGCGAGGAGGCAAGAAGCACGGCUGUUUUUUGGUUGUUUUUGUUACCUCCUUGUCAGCACGGCGGUCGUUACGUUAUGGAAGAGACACGACGCUCCAGUGUCAUGGACGUUGAUCCCGCUAGCCAAAGCGAGCCAGUCGUGGGAGGACCACAGGUGAGAUGAAGUUGUACUGGCAGAGAGUAGCCCGUGCUCCGGCUACUUUCAGGACGAUGAUAGAUAAAGGUGCUCGCUCAUGAUCGUCUUCAACACGUAUGAAUCUUUGUACUGCAGUUGCAUUUUUGAAGAUGACGACCAGCAUAAAUCGCUUAUUCAAUGUGAAAAUUAAUAUUCGACGAGAUGAACUUCUUUAGUUGUGCCCUUCAUCCCGCAAUCUGAAACUACUACAUCAGAUGAAUCCGUCGACUCCAAUCUCAACCUCCCGGGAGGUGGACCACGAAAGUUUACUACUUCCGUCCGUGAGCGAUUUAGAAACAAGCGCGGACAUGAUCAAUACGUGUACUACUAGUUCCCCAUCGGAUCGUUUUUCCGCUGGGGAUCUUGCUGACGCCAGUUGUGUACUUCAGGAGGAGAUG